Aureobasidium uvarum is the source of this 2598-nucleotide messenger RNA. The record is from the annotation of a GenBank genome assembly. Lineage: Eukaryota; Fungi; Ascomycota; Dothideomycetes; Dothideales; Saccotheciaceae.
AUGACUGGCAGCAUCCAAGGAUCUGCAAUUGACGAUGGCUUCAAGACUCUCACCAACGCACCGGACGCAUGGGUCACUGGUCGCUACGCGGUACCGCCUCCAGUCGACUAUCAACAUUAUGUCGAGCCUGGAGAUACGCGCAGUGCUGUUGACGACAGAUGCUUCACCGAGUACGGAGCGGUUGAGAAUGCCCAUUAUGACAACAAGACGACCAAGCCAGCAAAACUUGAACAGAAGCGCCACCGAUCUCGCCAGACAUCAACCAAUCCGGCGUCUCGUGGAAAGCGCCGCCCGUCGCCUUCGUUUCGCAUCCGUAGCAAAGACGGUGACAGUCUUGUUGUGAGCAAUCCUUUCGUGUUGCGCAAACCAUCUCGUCCUCGGCCUCGCCCAGAGUCAGAGCAGUCGUCCCAAACAGACGAUCAAAGUCAAUACUCUUCGACGACAACUGCUCGCUCUCGCGCCUUCCAGAUCCGCAUCAGAGGCAAGAAUGGCGAGGAAGCUGUACAUGAGAUCAAGAGACCGUUGCACUUCGCCUCCCAGUCACAAGGAACGACGCUUGUUGGAGGCGAGUCGGGUCGCGAAGAUUUGAAAUACUGGUCUGCCAAUCAAUCGUCCUCUAGUCACAAACGUGACCGGGAGCACAACUCCAAAUGUAUGCACUAUCCAACACGACCCCAUGAGUACAGCACUGAUAAGCCAACUAUAGCAGGACUCGCAACUUUUACCGACUUCGUUGUGGACUCGACCACAGUGGCCUCAUCGACGGCUGGUAGCCCCGUCAGAAUGUCUGGAGCCCUCCCAAAUUCUUCUCCUGCCCCUUCCACAGAUACGUUAAGAUCGCGUCUGUUGCCUCCAGAGAAGCCCGUCAGCUCCAUGCAUGAUUCGGUCAUUUCUGUCAGCAGCUAUCCAAGCAAGAGCCCGUCUCGCUCUAUCUCUGACAAUUCCAAGGUCUCAUCAUCAAAGCGCUCAGCCCUCAAUUCUCCACACAAUGAAGUUAUUGUAGUUCCAGAUGAAUCCUUGGAUGGUUCAGUGGACUCUCCGUUCACAUCCCUCUCGACUCGGUGCAUUGUAUCAUCCCGGCCCGCAUCUCCAACUUCGGUUGCCGAGCUCACUGAAGGAAACGAUGCAGCUAGUAUCUCCGAUCUCAUCACGUCCCAGGGUUCUUCCGUCAAGAUCACCGACAAGGCAUCGUCCAGCGCAUCAUCCACUCCUCCAUCAACAUCUUCUCGCAUGUCUUCCAAACGUGUCGUUACUUUGACUGAGUCCUCAGUGCAGGCACAGGACGCUCUGGACGACUCGCGACCUGCUACCGUGUCACUCAGCAAGCACAAAGAGACGAAGCAAGAGGCGUAUUACAACUGGAAGGUUCCAAAAGACUCCCUGUACUCGAUCUCAACGAAAGACUCGAAGUCGUCACUUCACCGUCAUGAGUCAGUUGCUCGAGAAAAGACUGUGUCUAGAUCAUCCAGACAUAUCAGCCAAUCUGAUGGCGCAACACAACACAAUGCAGAUGCAGCAAGUUGUGUCCCAUCCCUGGCCCGCCCUGAGAGUCGACAAACAUUGCCUCAAGGAUACCAACCACCUCCACGCUCGCUAUCAACACAGUCAUCCAGCGCCAGAGACAUCACUGAUGGCUGGGUUCAGGAAACCGCUCACUGUAUCCCACUGCCUUCAUCACGCUCGGCUUCGUCCAAGUCAAACACAAGACCAUCAUCAUCAACCUCUAAUCGACAGUCUACUCGCGUGGCGUCGCAAGACUCAGCACAGGACGAUCAAGACUGGAACAAGCCUCUUUCGGCCACAGUAGCUUCCGGGCAGACGACCAGCAAGCACUCUAGACGCUCUUACACUGACCGAAUGGGCCAAGAAGCUGGCGCAUGGGAGGAAGCUGCAGCAUGGGAAGAACCGCUUUCCUCUGCAAAUCGCUCGAAGACAUCACGAACAUCAAAAUCACAUCAAAGUCAAUCACGCAAGUCUAUAUCCGCUCACCAAAGCGCCAAUCAGAACACCGCCAAUCAGAACACCGAAGAAGCAGACAACGAGCAAGGAUCCUGGGCCGGAUAUGAAGAAGGCUCCAGGAAAUCGGUCAGGUCAAUAUCCGCAAUCAACAUCGAGGAAGACUUACUCCAUUAUCUUCCUCCACUUUCUGAUAAUAAACGACUACCACCACCAAUGCCGAUGCUUACUACCAUCUACGAAGUAUCAGAACCUACGCCGUCGAACCAUUCGCCAAGCAUGUUUACACAGGAAACCACACACUUCGCAAGACCAGGCGCAAUAUCACCUCAUCCCUUGAGCUCUGUUUCUUCAGCAGCAACAGCACGAAAGCCACCGACCAUUGAACCGCACCGACUCGAGUAUCAAAAGCCGUACGUAGAGAGCAAGUCAAGCUCAAGUGCUUCUUCGGGUGCACAUGAUAGUAGCCGGCUUAGCCGACGAAGCUCGAGACCAAGAAUGUUGGAGCAACGAGCACCUCACUCGUCAAAAGAAGCCGAUCGUAGCCGUAGCAGUAGGGAAGUAUCAUCAGGAAGUGCACAGUCGUCAAGGAAAAGCCGCGCUUCAACAAAAGCAUCUGGCGGAGGUUGGAAAUUUUGGUAA